AGCCCGAAGUACCCCCAAAAAAACCACCACAGCUCCGCCGGAAAAAACCCAAAUUCCCUCCAAAAUGAGCACCUUCACCGCCUUUUACACCGCCUGGAGCGACCAACUCCAACAACUCCUACGACAACUCUGUUCAGCCCCAAAACCACCCACUACCCAAGAUCACCUUCACCACUUAAACCACUUAGUGAACAAAGUCCUCUCCCACUACGCAGAGUACUACAGGGUGAAAGCCGCCGCCGCCGAACGCGACGUCCUCGACAUUUUCGCCGCCCCCUGGGCUUCAGCUUUCGAGAAAAGCCUCCAUUGGAUCGCUGGGUGGAGACCCACCACGGUUUUCCAUUUGGUUUACACCGAGUCAAGUAUUUUGUUUGAAUCCCACAUCGUCGAUAUUCUUCGUGGUGUUCGGACCGGUGAUCUUGGUGACUUAUCGCCUACUCAGUUCAGGCGAGUGAGUGAGCUACAAUGCGAAACGGUGAAGGAAGAGAAUGCCAUAACCGAUGAAUUAUCUGAGUGGCAGCACAGCGUAAGUGAUCUAAUGGGUGCAACCCCCGACGUUGAUAAAAUGAUCGAACGGUUGGUAACCGUUGUUCGAAAAGCAGAUGAUCUACGGUUGAGAACGCUCAAGAGAGUGGUUGACUUGUUGACCCCACAACAAGCUUUAGAGUUCUUGAUUGCUGCGGUGGAGUUACAGCAGGGGAUCAGAGAGUGGGGAAUGAAUCAGGAUCGUGAAUGCAAUUACUGAUGUGUUGCAGUGAUUCUUUUUCCUGAAUAAAUGUGUCCACUGAUUUAGGGUUUGGGGGGUAAAUUAUGAUAUGUUCUAUUUUAUUUUGUGGGGUUUUAAAUUAACUCUGAAUUUUUAUGUGAAGAAUGGAUUUCUUAUGUUGCACUUCAAA
This is a messenger RNA of Gossypium arboreum, 896 nucleotides long. RefSeq names its product protein DOG1-like 4. NCBI's taxonomy places the organism in Eukaryota, Viridiplantae, Streptophyta, Magnoliopsida, Malvales, Malvaceae. Gene Ontology annotation, molecular function: sequence-specific DNA binding. Gene Ontology annotation, biological process: DNA-templated transcription. The transcript has 2 exons. The record is from RefSeq and is a predicted model, not a curated record. Bases 65 to 745 code for a protein of 226 amino acids.